AUGGUUGUCCGUUGGGGAAUCUGCUCUGCUGGGAAAAUCAGUCACGACUUCACAGUGGCGUUGAAGACUCUUCCUCCUGAAGAACACCAGGUGGUUGCUGUGGCAGCGCGUGACUCAAAGCGAGCAGAAGAGUUCGCCAAGAAACACUGCAUCCCUAAAGCGUACGGCAGCUAUGAGGAUCUGGCCAAAGAUCCUGAGAUAGAUGUGGUGUAUGUCGGCACCAUCCAACCCUAUCAUCACCCAGUAGGAAUCCUCUUCCUCAAUGCUAAGAAGAACGUUCUGUGUGAGAAACCACUAGCCAUGAAUCUGAGAGAAGUGAAGGAGCUGGUGUCUGCAGCAAGGACUAAUAACGUCUUCUUGAUGGAAGCUGUGUGGACACGCUUCUUUCCUGUCUCGAUGGAGAUCUCCAGGUUGCUGGCACAGGAAGCAAUAGGGGAGGUGAAGCUGGUGAGAGCGGACCUUGGGGAAGACCAGAACACCACCCCUCGCUUUGUGGAGAAGGAGCUGGGAGGAGGUGCACUGCUCAACCAUGGCAUCUACUGCUUGCAGUUUGUCCUCAUGGUGUACGAUGGGGAGAAACCUGAGAGCGUCCAGGCUACUGGAGUCUGUCUAGACACAGGAGUGGAUGAGAGCAUGAUGGUCAUGCUGAAGUUCUCUUGGGGACGAUUAGCAGUGUGUACAUGCACAUCAGCUGUGAAUCUUCGAAACGAAUCCGUAAUCUUUGGGACUAAAGGAACUAUUCGGGUCCCUGAUCAUAUGUGGUCUCCCACAUCCCUGACUGUAAAUGGGAAAGAAACUCACUACCCAGUACCUGAGCCAUACCUGCCUCUCAACUUCAAAAACAGCACUGGUUUGAGAUACGAGGCUGAGGAAGUGAGUCAGUGUCUCUUCAAAGGACUGAAGGAAAGUCCCUGGAUGUCUCACUCGGAUUCGGCUCUGCUGGCUGAGAUAAUGGAUGAAUGCAGGAGGCAAGUCGGAGUGGUGUACAGCCAAGACCUCCAGUAA
Messenger RNA from Neoarius graeffei (lesser salmon catfish), 1005 nucleotides. RefSeq names its product trans-1,2-dihydrobenzene-1,2-diol dehydrogenase-like. The transcript is spliced from 7 exons. The coding region runs from base 1 to 1005 and encodes 334 amino acids. The record is from RefSeq and is a predicted model, not a curated record. Gene Ontology annotation, molecular function: nucleotide binding. NCBI's taxonomy places the organism in Eukaryota, Metazoa, Chordata, Actinopteri, Siluriformes, Ariidae.